Messenger RNA from Closterium sp. NIES-67, 2504 nucleotides. The record is from the annotation of a GenBank genome assembly. Lineage: Eukaryota; Viridiplantae; Streptophyta; Zygnematophyceae; Desmidiales; Closteriaceae.
GUCGCUCUUUGAGUCGAAGGUAACCUGUCCCGUCUCGGGCUCGUGCCAGCUGAAGCAGGAAGCCAUGUCCGCCUUCUGCCUCGAGUGCCCGGACUUCUGCUCCUCCUGCACGCCCUCUCCUGGAAGCCCACCUCCCCCGGCUCGCUCCCCGCGCCCUGCACCCGCAUUCCCCCCGCCACGUGCAUCCCUCCCCCCGCCACCACCAGCAUCACCACCCACAGCAGCCUCCCCUCCCCUCUCCUCCUCACCUUCGCCCUCUCCACCUUCUCUUCCCCCUCCAGCUCCCUUUAUCACACUAUCUCCUCCUGUACCCGCGAUUUCUCCUCCUCCUGAGCCCUCUGCUUCUCCACCUCCCCUUCUCCCCCUCCCCUCUCCUCCUUCCCCACCCUCGCCCUCACCUUCCGUGCCUCCACCCAACAUCGGCAGCGGCAGCAGCAGUGGUGGUGGUGGUGGUGGUGGUGGAGUGUCGGUGGCAGUGGUGGCGGGGAUAGCAGCUGCUGCAGUGUGUGUGGUGGUGGUGCUGCUGGUGCUUGGCUUUUGCUGGUGGAAGAGGAAGAAGCAGCGGCAGCAUUCAUCUGGAGAGUCAUAUCCAUCCGCCCAGCCGUUUCUAGACACACAGGCCAGUGCAGGAGCAGGAGGAGGGGAAGCGGCAGCAGCCAAGCCGUCCCUCGGCACCACAAGCAGCGGCGGCGGCGGCGGCGGCAGCAGCAGCAAGGGCCACUGCACAGGGCCAUACCAGCCGGUGACGCCCAUGGGGUCCACAGACGCCCCGCCUCUCUUCCACCAGUUCGCCCUGCGCGAGCUGGAAGCUGCCACCGGUUGCUGGUCCACUGACUGCAAGAUUGGCAGCGGGGCGUUUGGCGACGUGUACCGUGCUGUGUGCCCUGGGAAUGCCGAUGUGGUGUGGGCGGUGAAGCGCGCACGGAUCAUCAGCGCAGACUUCAGGAGAGAGGUGGAUCAGAUGGCAUCGAAGCACCACCCCAACCUGGUGCGGCUGCUGGGCUUCUGCAGUGAUGUGGACACGGCCUCGCAGCUGCCCCAGCAGAUCCUCGUGUACGAGUUCAUGGCGCAGGGGGACCUUGCUAAGAGGAUCAAGACAGAUCCUCCUUUGACCCUGCAGCAGCGACUGGACAUUUUGAUCGGAGCUGCCAAGGGCCUGGAGUACCUGCACAGCUUUGGCAUUGUGCAUCGCGACAUCAAGCCAGCCAACAUCCUGCUGGACAGCAACAUGCAGGCUAUGGUGUCCGACUUUGGUCUCUUGCGCAUGGGAGAGGGACGCAGCAACCCCACCCCCACCACCACCACCACCACCAGCGGCAGCAGUGGCAGCAGUGGUGCGGCAUGGGGGUCAACACGUGUGAUGGGCACGCCAGGAUAUGUGGAUCCUGUUUACUACAAAACACACAAGGCCACACCGUCUCUAGAUGUAUACAGCUAUGGCGUGGUGAUGUUGGAGCUGGUGCUGGGGAGGGGGCCAGUGGUGCUGGUGGGCACGGAGUGCGUCAACAUCAAGGACUGGGCCGCCCCUCUCCUGGCUGCGAACAAUCUCACCCCGCUACUAGACCCCUCGCUGCAGUCACAGCCACCAGCCAGCCUCAGCAGGGAGAAGCAGAUAUCCCUCACGAAAGCCCUGGCAGAGCUGGCCAUGGCAUGCACGCGUGUGCCCACCGCCUCGCGCCCGUGCAUGAGCGACCUCAUCUCCUCCCUCUCCUCCCUCAAACGUGAGUUCUUCGGAAUGAAGGAGGGGGGCAGGGGCAGCAGCAGGGGCCGCAAGGGGCAGGGGGAUGCAGGGGCUGGUGGUGGUGGCGGUGGUGGCGGGGUAAUUCAUGAGGAGGGAGAGGAUUAUGGGACGUUAGGGCAAGGAGACGGGUUUGACGCAGGGCCAAACGGGGGAGGAACAGGAGCAGGUGGAGCAGCAGGGCCGCCGGGAGAAGCCCCAGGGAAGAAGAAACAAGGUGGAGGAGGGGGUGGGAGCGGGGUGGUGGGCGCGGUGGAGAGUGCGGAGGAGGUGGACCGGGCGUUCAUGGAGGGGGUGAGGGAGCAGGGGCGCACGUUGGAGGAGGAGCUGGCGAUGCUCAACCACAUGCUCGUGAUGUCCGCCGUGCACCACAGUGGCAUGCACCUCUCAGCGCCCUCCUCCUCCUCCCAGGAGCAUUGACGCGCCAGUGCCACCUGAAGGAAUCCUGACACUCUGGGUUAUGUAGCUGUCGUGCUCCAAUGAAUAUGCAGGCCGUAGCAGUGGCACCUGAAUAAUGCUCCUCUCGGGCUGCAUCUCAGGAGCAUGGAGGCCACAGUGGCACCUGAUGCUUUCGGGCAGGAUGGUGCUAGGUAUGUGCCGGGCUGGGGCCCUGAUGGUACCGUAUGGUAUUGGUAGGUUGCAAGCAAGCACCCCCUAGGUAACCAGCAGGUCACGUUGGUUCUCAUCUCAUGCCAGUAUGGCAAGGCUAGAUACGUUGUUUUUUGUAACCACUGAAUUUUAUCGAUGAGUUGUCAGCAUUAUGCAG